AUGAAUCGCGGCGACUAUGAUUUGAGUACAUCAGAUGGCUGCAGACGGGCCUUGACUCGAGUCUUGUUCGAUGCCGUUAAUAGCCGCGGCGGAAUGCUUGUCACAAAUGCAGCGGGAGCAGGCAGCGGCGGUGGCGCGGGUCCCUCGCCCGAUACGACAUCAGACGUAUGUCCCGCGCGAGCACGGCGUAGCCCACGAACGUAUGUUCGCACAGAUUAUUUUGCUGAGAAUCCAAGGUGGGGCCCGAAUGUUUUUCAUCGCCGUUUUAGAAUGAGCCGAGAUCUUUUUCCCCGCAUUGUGCACACGUUGGAGGGACGUGAUGAGUACUUCCAGUAUCGGGAAGACGGGAUCGGCAGACCCGGACUUAUGCCGUUGCAGAAGUGCACGGUUGAGACCCGCCAGUUGGCCUACGGCACAACAACGGAUAUGUUCGACGAGUACCUUCACGUCGGGGAGACAACUGGCCCCGAAUGUCUCAAGACUUUUUGUAAGUUAGUUGUGGAGGCUUUUGGCGACACAUAUUUGCGACGCCCGACUGCUGAUGAUUGCCAGAGGCCGAUGAGGAUGAACGAGACGGUGCACGGCUUCCCCGGGAUGCUAGGGAGCAUCGACUCCGGGUCGAACAACGACAUCAACGUCCUCAACUUGUCCACCCUCUUUGCGGAUCAGUGCAUGGGUCGCGGACCGGCCAUCGAGUUCACUGCCAACGGCCGCAGACAUCAUAUGAGCUGCCCAAUUGGUGAGAGGAGAGUCUUGUUUGCGGCAAAGCAGGAGUCCGCGCGGAAGGAUGUGGAGCGGGCUUUUGGGGUGCUCCAAUCGCGGUGGGCAAUCGUGAAAGGUCCGACGCGUUUCUGGUACAAGGAAGUCAUCGCCGACGUCAUGUGUGCGUGCAUCAUCAUGCAUAACAUGAUAGUCGAACAAGAAGUUGGACGUGUCACCGAUUGGGUGGAUGAUGAAGCCGGACCUAGCUCCAGCACGGCGACCCCGCCUGUCACUCGAGGAUUACCGAUGGGCUUCGGUGAGGUUCUACAGCGACAGAGCUCAAUGCGCAGCCAACAAGACCAUACUCAGCUCAUGACCGACAUGAUUGAAGAAGUUUGGAACCGCAACCGCCGUUGA
Molecule: messenger RNA, 1119 nt
Organism: Salvia hispanica
Lineage: Eukaryota; Viridiplantae; Streptophyta; Magnoliopsida; Lamiales; Lamiaceae
Source: RefSeq, a predicted model, not a curated record